Messenger RNA from Microthlaspi erraticum, 804 nucleotides. The record is from the annotation of a GenBank genome assembly. NCBI's taxonomy places the organism in Eukaryota, Viridiplantae, Streptophyta, Magnoliopsida, Brassicales, Brassicaceae.
AUGGGUGAAGGAGAAGACGCAGCAGAGGUUUCUCUUUGUGUGGAAAACAAGGAAGAUGUUUCUCCUGAAUGCUUAGCUUGGGCUGAUUCCUGCAUCGUCAGUUUUCCGGAUGACUCAGAGAGCAAUAAUUGGGGCACUUUUAGAGACGCUUUAACAGAUAUCAUCGAUAUCCAUCCAGAGAUAUUUAUUGCUUCGUCAACAGGAACAUCGACUGUCCUGUCUCCAGACGAGGACAUGGCUGAAACCGACUCAAGUGAUCUUCACAGCAGUACAGAUUCACCCAAGGAAGAAGUCAGCGAGAUUGUCUCUUUGCUAACGUUUGAAUCAGACCCGUCAAAGAAUUCUCUACAAGACGAUUACUUUCCAGACAACGGAACAAGCCGUGAACAAGUACUGGACAAUCGUACUAGAGAUCUUCAAGGUGUGGAGAGUGUAGAAGGAGAUGGUUCUCUGAGCAAUGGAAAGGCGGUGGAAGAAGAAGAAGCAGAGGCAUUAUCGUCUCAAGUCUUCAAGGAUGAUUUCAUGAGCAGUUACAUUCAAGACGGUGUUGACGAGUUUAAUGUUCCAGAGGAUGUGGUUAAAGCAACUCCACAAGAGAUAUUCAAGGUGUGGGAUCUGGAGAUCGAGGAGGAGGAUGGUGAGGAAGAUGGGUUGGUGCUGCAGCUGAAGAAAGCACUCGACGAGUCAUCCAGAGUCCAGCCACUGAAUGAUGAUCAAGUUGUUGCGAGGAAGAGCAGUGUCGAUGAUCUGAUUGCUGGGAUCUCCGAUAUGUCUCUCGCAGAAACAUAUCCAAGUGAAAGAUGA